This is a messenger RNA of Caenorhabditis remanei, 2307 nucleotides long. RefSeq lists its product as uncharacterized. NCBI's taxonomy places the organism in Eukaryota, Metazoa, Nematoda, Chromadorea, Rhabditida, Rhabditidae. The coding region runs from base 1 to 2307 and encodes 768 amino acids. The record is from RefSeq and is a predicted model, not a curated record. The transcript is spliced from 8 exons.
AUGGUUCAACAGCAACAUACCGGUCACGAGCCGAAACGGGCGGCUCGAUCAUUUCUGACUCAUGGAGCGACAAGAGGAGGACGUGGAAAUUAUGGCGCUUCGUUCCGCACAUAUAGAGGACAAUCACGUGUUCCAGAAGAGGAUAUCAAAACGAAAGGAAAUCCUGAUCAAGUGAACGCCAGAAGCAAGCUGGCACCCGCUAAGACAAUCGAGCGUGUGCACAACCUGGCUGAACUUCUUCGCGAAUGUCGUGCUGAAAUCGGUACUCCGCAUCCAGAUCAACCUGGUCGUAUGAUUGUUUCAUUGGGUACAUUGAUGAAUAAAUUCAAAGAAGUUUAUGGGUUACCGGCGUGGGGGAAGAACAUGUCGGAGAGCGAACUUUACAAACAGAUCAGUGUUGAGAAAUAUUCUGGAGUGCUGAAAUUCUGGAGUCUUCGCGACGGUGGAGAUUAUUACGUCGAAGAUUGGAAUUCAAAACAUCUUUCUGUUUCUGAAGAUCAAAAAGCACCCGAAGAGCCGAUAGAAAACGAGAAAGUUAUAUCUGAAAGCCCGUCUGCUACUCUCCAGAAGAAUAUCAAUGAGACGACGAUUGCCGCCACCUCAACACACGACGAAACUGCCGCUGAUCGUUCGAUUGCUCUCGGUCUCGCUCUUGACAGCUCAUUCGAAGACUUCAGUACUAUCAGUGAAGGCUCUCCAGCAGCUAUGCUCAUAUCGAAGGCGGCAGAUGAUGGUUUCUUCGAAUCAGGACCCGGGUUUGGAGGGAAUCUUUCAACGCCACAAACUCAGCCAAAUUUGAACGUCACUUCUUCGAUGUCAGACCUCGGUCAACGUUUUGGCAACGUCUCUCUUGGAAGGACGCAACCGUUGAACGAAAACUCAGCCUCGUCAACCUCCGCAUCAAGAUCUGGAAGUCGUUUAGGAGGUGCUGUAUUGACAGGAAACAGACAGAAUAGUGGACAUGAAGUUCGUCAUCGGCAAAGUUCCUCUGUUCAACCAAUGCGCCCUGUUAGCUCGUCAUUCGGUCCUCGUGCAAUCAUUCCUCAAAACGGUUUGCAACUCCUUGUGAAAUAUGUGAAAAGUCGUGGAAGCACCAAAUAUGAAUCGUUACCCGAAGACGACCAAACGUUUGUCAAUUUCAACAGCCAGCUUUUCAAAGUUUACGCUAAUCAACCAGGAGAAAUGCUUGUUCGUCUUGUCAAUCCAUCGAUUGAUCCCGAGACUGUUAAAAUCUCGGAGACCAAUUUCCGUGAGCCUGUUGAAGCGGAUCUUCGUUGGAUGUCGGAAGUGAACAUGCAUGUCAAGCGUGGUCUUCUCGUCGUCAGACCGGUGAUGUUUGUGGCUCCUCGUGGAUUCCUGAUGGUUGCUUGCAAUACUAGUGAAGCAGACUUGGAAGGAGAAAAAUUGGGUAAAAUGGAGGAAUUGCUUCGUGGUGUAAUGACCGCACCACUUCAAGAACUUUCACGUCGCAAUGCUCGUCCAGGAAUGGCUGCUGUUUAUAUCUAUCGUCAAGGUGAAGAAGUUCGCUACUAUCGAGUUUUGCUCGUGGGACGAGCUCAACAGGGCGACGAUGUGUUGGCUCUAUUAGCUGAUCACAAUGAUCAACACAUGAUGGACGUGAAACUUUCAAUGCUGUAUGUGUUACCAGAGAAGGCCAGCUUCAGACGCUACGCUCCAAAUGUUUAUUUUGGAACAUUGUACGGAGUAAUGUCAUUGAGUCCCGUUGAGCAGGAGAAUAUGUGGAAGAACCUCGACGAUGAGGAUCGGAAGAAUUUUGUUGCAGCAUACAUCCCUCAAGAUGAAACGAAAAUUCUCAACAUUGAUAUGGUCUGGACAAACGAGAAUCGUCAGUAUGAAUGGCUGUCUCAACUCGCGAAACGACGUGGAGCAAUUCCUUCACCAGAUUCCAACUCUAAUCAUGUGACCAAGCAGCCAGAGGGGGCUCUCAAGAGAAUGGGAGAAGAUUGCUUUAUGGAAUUUUGCGACUUCACUCACCAACCACCUGAGGAACCCAACCCGCCAGCUCUUGUGAUUCAACAAACCCGCCAAUUGGUACCGGAAGCUACCAAAACUGUACAACCUGCUGCGAUAGUUCAGCCGACUUUCUUCAAUCCACGUCUCCUUAACAUGUAUGCGGUGUUCGAUGAACUGGUGGAGACAAACAAUGUGGUUGGAAUGGUUAAAAUGCUGGAAACCGUCAAGAUUAUUCGCAAUAUGAAGCAAUCGAAGAGCAACGACGACUGGAAAGAAUUGAUCAAUUACAUGAUUGACGCAGGACGUCGCAAAGGAAUUCAACUAGAACUAUAA